AAUUCCAUAUCGAGGUGUAUGUGAGAGAAUUGCUGAGUUUAGUUCUCACACAAGCAAUGGACAAUACAAUGCCUAUCAUUGAUGUGCACGUGGUUGCAGGAGAUCCAGUUUAUCUGCCAUGUGAUAUAUCGACAAGCGAUCCAGGUGAUCAAGUGCUUUUAGUGUUGUGGUAUCGGGAAGAUCUUGGAACUCCAAUUUAUAGUGUGGACGGUCGUGACAGAGACUUCAGCCUAGCCGAGAGGUGGUCAGACGAAAACGUUUUCGCGAAUCGGGCAUAUUUUAUGCCGGAAAAGCAGCCGGCCGAAUUGGGUGUCGAUCAUAUUCGUGAAUCUGACCAGGCGAUAUAUCGGUGUCGCGUGGAUUUCAAGAUAGCACAGACAAGAAACUCGAGGGUGAACCUGACAGUUAUAGUUCCACCUCAGAAAAUGGUCAUUACUAAUGAAUCUGGGACAUCGUUGACAUCUGUUGUGGGACCAUUUCCUGAAGGUUCUUCCUUUACCUUACGCUGCGACGUUUAUGGAGCUAAACCACCACCUAUUGUAACUUGGUCGAGAAAUGAAGUUGUCGUUAGUAACCAAAGUUUCGUAAUGCCAUCAGGGGGAUCCGCAUAUGUUAGAAGCGAACUUAGGAUAACUGGACUUGGAAGAAGAGACGUCCAUUCUGAACUAACUUGUAGAGCUUCGAACAAUAAUAAAACUCCACCCCUUGCUGCCACACUGCACGUCGACAUGAAUUUUGGUCCGCUUGACGUCAAGAUUCUGGGAGCCAACCAACCCCUUUCAGCUGGCCGGAGAUACGAUCUCUUAUGUCAGAGUUCGGGAUCCAGACCCCCAGCUAGUAUAACCUGGUGGAAAAACGGCCAGCGUUUGGAAAGAACCAAGGACACGACUUCAAACGACGGCAACACGACAACAAGCACGCUCUCCUUCAUUCCCAAGAAAGAAGAUGAUGGAAAGUACCUGUCUUGCAGAGCAGAGAACAAGGUGAUGAAUGCCGAGGGAUUGGAAGACGGAUGGCAGCUCGAGAUACACUAUACUCCCGAGGCACAGAUAAUUCUUGGAGCAUCGCUGAACCCGGACACGAUUCGGGAGGGUUCCGAUGUCUAUUUCGACUGCAUCGUCAAUGCUCACCCACCUGUCUACAAAGUGGAGUGGCGUCACAAUGGCCGACAACUCAAUAUAAAUGUGGCAGGUGGAAUCAUCGUAAGUAACCAAAGUCUUGUUCUGCAAGGUGUGUCUAGAUCCACAGCUGGAAAUUACACAUGUGUGGGCUAUAAUACAGAAGGAGAUGGUGAAAGCAAACCAUUCUAUCUGAACGUCAUGUAUGCACCAACAUGUACACCGAAGCAAAUUAAUAUUUAUGGUGUUGCGAAACAAGAAAAAGCUCAAAUCACCUGUCAAGUAGAUGCUAAUCCACCUGAUAUUCAGUUCAAGUGGACUUUCAACAAUUCGGCAGAUUCUGUGGAUGUCGCUCAGUCGCAUAUAGCGAGAAGUGGCACAUCAAGCAUUGUUUCCUACACACCUAUGACAGAAUUAGAUUACGGAACACUCCUUUGUUAUGCAUCGAACAAAAUAGGAUCUCAAAAGGUGCCUUGUGUUUUUCACAUCAUAGCAGCAGGACGUCCAGAUCAAGUUCACAAUUGCACAGUUACGAAUAUUUCGAUGACUUCGUUUUCUGUGAAAUGCUCGGAAGGUUUUAACGGUGGAUUGCCACAAUCAUUCUAUCUAGAGGUCCGGGAAAGCGAAUCGCAAGAACUUAAAAGCAACUUGUCAUCUCCAGUACCUCGUUUCAGUGUUACGAGACUCGAAACCGGAGUUCAAUACCAGAUAUCGCUGUUUUCCUACAACUCAAAAGGAAGGAGUGAGCCCGUUAUACUUCAGGCCUUCACGCUUCGCCUGCCGGAAAAACAGCUCACCGCGGAAAAAGAUACACAGCUUGCGUCCUUCCGCUUUACUCCGAUGAUGAGCGUGCUGAUUGGCGUUGUAUCCGCCCUUUUGAUAGUUGCCCUAGUCGUCAUCGUGGUGCUCAGAGUGCAAUGCAGUCAAGAUGACAGAAUAAAACAUAACAAAAAUGUUGCUCCUGGAGUAGUCUCCCUCGAGCAUAGAGGCAGUGUUUGCGGCCCUGCGCUUGGCGACAAAGGAGGUGGAAGUCCAAUAUCGAAGCAUGAAUCUAGCUGUGGAGAAUACGAAAGUGACGAAAAGAAUCCAGACAUCAUUCCUCAACCAGUCGACGAAGACUUCAAUAAUGAUUACAUGAGAAAAAGACAGCAUAUCUCCACUAUAGAAACAUCUCCCAGUAGGAAUUUAUUACAUCAAGCUAGCAAUUCAGCGACGCCAGUGACUGGAGGGUAUAUUGGUUACUGCACCCUCAGAAAUGGUAUGCCGCUACACGAAUUAACGACACAAUCCCAUUCCACGUCCAUUGUGGGUCCUUAUCCUCAAUACACUCUACCAAGACAAGCUCAACCAUCCCAAUGGCAAUACGGAUCUGUCGGGCAUCUGCCACCUGGUAUUUAUCCAAUACCAUACCAGAACACUCAUCCCUCUCAUCAGAGACAAAGACCUGUUCAUAGGGAACCACCGAUACCAUUGCAGCCAAUUUUGCAGCCCCCGGAGGAAGAAUCAUCAGUUGAAACACCUCUUAUAAUAAAUAAACGAGAAAGCACUGUUUGACAGUUACCCAUUAUAUAAAUCAUAAUAAAAUUCUCGAUACCGUGAAUAAUAUCACUUUCCACAUUUUUGUUAUUUUCAACUGUAAAUUCCCAUAAUGAAUAGUUUAUCGUGAUAGCUGACAUCCACAUUCUCCUUUAAUACAAAAUAUGGGACUUCUUCAUUAUUUCAUCUUCACAAUAACCAAAUGAUUCAAUAGGUCCUUUGUUUUAUAUUAACAGAAAUAAAUAUUAUGCCACUAUUCUUUUAAUCGAAAAGCCAAAUACUAUUGGAAAACCGGAAUAUAAUUCGUUUUCCAGAUUUUUCUUUCAGUUUUAAUUUAUAUCAUUAUAUAGGUAACCUUUUGUUACACAGGGUGUUUCACGAGAUGUUGGCCAUAGUCUUAUGGUGAUUAAUGGUCAUCUAGGCCUUUUCAGCUUCUUUUGUAUCCAAAGGCCAUUCGAUUCGGAUAUAAUAUAGGAUGAUUAAUGAAUUUCGGAUUGGAUUUUAUAUAACCAUAAUUUUAGUUUUUAAUUAUUUAGUACUCCGAUUUCGAUGAAAAUUUGUGAGCUGGCUUUUUUCCAAUAGCCCUUCGAGAUGCCACAGGCAAUCACAGAUUAUCAGAUCAGAAUAUUGAGAUUUAAUUUUCAAAUAAAAAAAUCCUUAUUUUCUGGAUCAGUUGAAGAAUUUUUGUUUUCAGAAUAAAAAAAAGUCAUAUUAUUUUCAAGCAAAUUAAAUUUUCACUUCGCAUGGCACACUUGUUCAAAAGAAAAACGAACGAACGAAAUCAUAUUUUAAGUACGUUUUUGAGAAUACAGUUCUGUUUUCAAUUAUUCAGUUUUCAAUGCCACCUGCCGAGAUUUUUAAUAAUAAAAGCCCUCUUUUCAAUCAUUUAUCAUUCCGAAUAAUUUACACACAACUGACACACGAAAUGCAUGAACAUGCAAUAUGAUUUCGUUCGUUCUUUUCUCUUUUGUAACAAAUGUUCUAUGCGAAGUAAAAAUUGAAUUCGAUUGACUGAUUGACAGAAAUAUCCUUUUUUCAAUUCUGAAAAUAAAAGUUUUGCAACUGAUCCAGAAAAAUAAAACCUGAUAUUCUGAUGACUAUCCUGAUCAUCUUGACAUUGCAUCCAUCAUCUUUCGGGUUAUCGGAAAUAAACAAUUCCAUUGAUUUAAAGACCUAGCUAUAUGAUAUAAUAUUUAAAUGGUUAAGAGGAGAUCACUGGUCUGUUUUUGCGAGAAACACAGUCAAUAAAAAGCCGACGUUUCGAUUUAUUUAAAAUCUUCCUCAGGGCAAUUAUUGGUUGGCCUCUCUAGUUUUCAUAUUAAAAAUAUCUUUCGAUAUCAUCAAUUUUACUUUACCGGAUUAAUGCAUGUAGGUAGUGAUACAGCAGACCAUUGACAUUGACCAUUGAUUUCAAAGUCAAAAAAAUUUUUCUACUGUGUUUCUCGCAAAAACAGACCUGUGAUCAUCUUAACCACUUAAAUACUAUAAACAAUUCCACUAAACUUCAUUGAAAUCGGACCACUCAUUCUCACCUAGAUAUCGAAAAUUAAGGUCAACAUCGAUAAGUCAUCCAGUAUCUCCGAAACUAUACAGCCUAUAUGAAGUGCAUUCACCACUAUCCUAUGACCAACCACUCUGGAAACACUCUGUAUAUAGUUUAUUUUAUUCAACCAGAAUUUAUUCAACCUUUUGUAUAGAAUCAAAGUAUGGGCAUAAUUCAUUUUCAAUCCAUAUUGCAAGAUAUUAAAUGGAAAGAAUUGCUUUUCAUUAUUUGGGAUCGCAGAAUAGAAAACUUAAUUUCGGACAUGAAAGAAGAAAUAUGUCUCAGUCAAAUAUUGGAAGAGUUCGUCACAAAUCAAUAAAAAAAUUCGCCUUGAAUAAAUUUUUCAAAAUUGAAUAAUUUUCAUUAUUUCAUUACGGGGUUGUUUUUCAUUGCCUGAAGCUCAGCUUGCAUAGUUUAGAGAUUCAAUAUUAGGGCUGUGGUUUCAAAAAUUCUUCACAUUAUCAGACCAGUAGUAACGACAAUCGUAUACUUUUUUCAUUAGCUCCAUAAAGGGAUUUUCUUUACAGAAUAAAUUACAAUGUUGAAGAAAUAAAUCCGUUUUUCAUUUGGCAAACGGACAUCAAAAGAAAAUCAAUUUUUUAUGAAAUGAACUGAUGUAUUCCUGGUGGAUUGACGUACAAUACAAUCAUUAUUGAAGAAUUAUCACCAUUGUGAAAAAAAUCGAAAUUUCGGCUCAAUGUCAGUAGAUUAAAAUGAUUUAUAUCAAAUGUAAAAUGAAUUUUAGAAGUUUAUUCAUAACUUUGGCUCUGAAUUUUUCUAUUUGAAAAAAAUAUGUUAUCAUGUACAAGUUGUAAAUAAGAUCAUUCUGUAUAAGUGAAACCUAAAUGUGAUAAUUAAUAUUAAGUAGUAAAUUUUUGUAUAUCACUCUCUUUGUGGUAGUGCAGUUUUUAGUUUCCUAUUUUAUUUUAACCUGAUAAUACUACCGAGUUCUUUUCUUGAGAAAUAUUGUUUUUUCCAAUUAUAUAGGGGAAGAUUGCGCAUACUCCAUAUAACUUCCUGAUUCUACUAACAGAGAAUUAACACUACCGAACCAAAUAUUACAAAUAUACCAAUUACUUUUUCAGUGUUAUCGUUUUGUAAAUAUAACUUAUUUUUCUCUGCCGAUAUAAACAAAACCUGAUUUUCAGUGGUUUUGAAUCACCUUAAACCUACGUUGAAUAUUCUGAAU
Molecule: messenger RNA, 5386 nt
Organism: Coccinella septempunctata (seven-spotted ladybird)
Lineage: Eukaryota; Metazoa; Arthropoda; Insecta; Coleoptera; Coccinellidae
Product: nephrin-like
Exons: 15
Coding region: 57-2672 (871 amino acids)
Molecular function (GO): protein binding
Source: RefSeq, a predicted model, not a curated record